GUUAUAUGGGUGAUAGACUCGCUACCUUUUUUAGUGAAGACUUAACCUAUAUAACUCAAGCUGAAAUCUGAAUCAUAUGCAUUCCAAAGUACGGAUCAAAGGCGCAUAAUUGACGUUCAAGGUCAUGGGUCCAAUUUACCAUGCUUUGAAGUCGAUUAUUUUAGAUUUCUUUGGUCGAGCCAAGCCUUUUGCAUUAGCUGCAGAUACGGCAACGUUAUACCGCUCACCUUUUUUUGGAUCACUUAAAUUAUGGGAAGACUCAAUUUACUUCGCUGUGCCUAAGAAACGUAGGACUGCAGAACUACGGCGAAUACGAAAAUUUCUCUCCUUAAGAUCGGGAGAUUACAAACCUAGAGACGAUUUGACACCAUGUAAAUUCUGUGGUUACCUAAACCCUCGAAACUUUCUAUGCACCAACUGUUAUAGUAAAGUACGUGAGGAAACUAACUUUUUACGUUCCCUUAUCAAUGGUCAACUUCCAAGUGAUCACGAAGUGAAAUUUAUUUAUAAUGAUGAUAACAGCACUAACGCAUCUGUUAGCGAUGCAGAAGUCAAAGUCCCUGGUCCUAGACCUUCGUGGUUCCCAUCUAUUCUACAGGAAACAAAGUCUCCAGGUGGUGAGAAUUCAUAACGUUGUUGUACAUUGUUUCAUGCGCUCCUAGAUGGCAGUUUAUAAAUACACAAUCAUACCUCCUAUUGUUUUCUUGUUUGUACUGUUGCUUUAUACACUAUCUAAGCAUCCUAGUUAGAUUUACCCUCCUCAAUUACCCAGUAUUAGUUUCUAUGCUUAUUGGCACACAAUGCUGAAGUCAAAAUUGAUAUUAUGG
This is a messenger RNA of Schistosoma margrebowiei, 827 nucleotides long. The record is from the annotation of a GenBank genome assembly. NCBI's taxonomy places the organism in Eukaryota, Metazoa, Platyhelminthes, Trematoda, Strigeidida, Schistosomatidae.